This is a messenger RNA of Alexandromys fortis (reed vole), 2098 nucleotides long. It is a transcript of the gene Htra1, whose product is annotated as HtrA serine peptidase 1. Gene Ontology annotation, biological process: proteolysis; positive regulation of apoptotic process; programmed cell death. The transcript has 9 exons. Gene Ontology annotation, molecular function: serine-type endopeptidase activity; protein binding. The coding region runs from base 7 to 1563 and encodes 518 amino acids. The record is from RefSeq and is a predicted model, not a curated record. Gene Ontology annotation, cellular component: extracellular region. Lineage: Eukaryota; Metazoa; Chordata; Mammalia; Rodentia; Cricetidae.
AGGCCAAUGGGCUGGGCCGCACGGCCGCGCGCACUUACACCCGCUGUCCCCAAGACCCCGACACGCCGUCCCCAGCGCGAUUCUUCGGCUCUCGUCUGGUCCACAGCCGUCGGAGUCGCCAUGCAGUCCUCACGCACCGCGCUCUUUUCUCUAUUGCUGCUGCUGCUGGCGGCGCCCUCCUUGGCGCUGCCGUCCGGGACCGGCCGCUCGGCCUCAGCUACCACUGUGUGCCCGGAGCGCUGCGAUCCCACACGCUGCGCCCCACCGCCCACGGACUGUGAGGGCGGCCGAGUCCGGGACGCGUGCGGCUGCUGCGAGGUGUGCGGCGCGACUGAGGGUGCAGCGUGCGGCCUGCAGGAGGGUCCCUGCGGCGAGGGGCUGCAGUGCGUAGUGCCCUUCGGGGUGCCCGCCUCGGCCACAGUACGACGGCGCGCUCAGGCCGGCCUGUGCGUGUGUGCCAGCAGCGAGCCGGUGUGCGGCAGCGACGCCAAGACCUACACCAACUUGUGCCAGCUGCGCGCCGCCAGCCGCCGCUCUGAGAAGCUUCGCCAGCCUCCGGUCAUCGUCCUGCAGCGCGGCGCCUGCGGCCAAGGGCAGGAAGAUCCCAACAGUUUGCGGCAUAAAUACAACUUUAUUGCUGACGUGGUGGAGAAGAUCGCGCCUGCUGUGGUUCACAUUGAACUGUAUCGCAAGCUUCCAUUUUCAAAGAGGGAGGUGCCGGUGGCUAGCGGGUCUGGAUUUAUCGUGUCUGAGGACGGACUGAUCGUGACAAACGCUCACGUGGUGACCAACAAAAAUCGGGUCAAGGUUGAGCUGAAGAACGGAGCUACCUAUGAAGCUAAGAUCAAGGAUGUUGAUGAAAAGGCAGACAUUGCCCUUAUCAAAAUUGACCAUCAGGGAAAGCUGCCAGUCCUGCUGCUUGGCCGUUCCUCGGAGCUACGACCAGGAGAGUUUGUGGUAGCCAUCGGAAGCCCCUUUUCUCUUCAAAACACGGUCACCACCGGGAUUGUCAGCACCACCCAGAGAGGCGGCAAAGAGCUGGGGCUCCGGAACUCCGAUAUGGACUACAUUCAGACGGACGCCAUCAUCAAUUAUGGAAACUCCGGCGGCCCGUUAGUAAACCUGGAUGGCGAGGUGAUUGGGAUUAACACAUUGAAGGUGACGGCGGGCAUCUCCUUUGCAAUUCCAUCCGAUAAGAUAAAAAAGUUCCUGACAGAAUCCCACGACCGACAGGCCAAAGGGAAAGCCAUCACCAAGAAGAAGUAUAUCGGGAUCCGAAUGAUGUCGCUCACAUCUAGCAAGGCCAAAGAGCUGAAGGACCGCCACCGGGACUUCCCAGAUGUACUGUCUGGAGCGUAUAUCAUUGAAGUGAUCCCCGAGACCCCGGCAGAAGCUGGAGGGCUCAAGGAAAAUGACGUCAUCAUCAGCAUCAAUGGACAGUCGGUGGUCACUGCCAAUGACGUCAGUGACGUCAUUAAGAAGGAAAACACCCUGAACAUGGUUGUCCGCAGGGGCAACGAAGACGUUAUGAUUACCGUGAUUCCUGAAGAAAUCGACCCAUAGGCAGAGGCAGGAGCCUGACUUCAUGUUUCCCUCAAAACUCUCCAGUGGAUGACGCAUGAGAACUCUGAGCUGGUGACGCAGGACAUCCAGGAUCUUUGUCCAACGUUUUGCUUGUUCAGGGAACAUCCCUGCCGACAGAAUCCUUCUUGAUAGUGUGCGGGCAAAACAAAUGUAACGUUGCAGAUGCGCAGGCAGAAGCCCUACCCUCUGUAUGCUAUGUAUGGCAGCGUGCUUUUCCUUACAAGCUUGGGCUGUUCCUGCUUAAGCAGUCAACAUUCGUCUCUUUCCUUAGCCCAUGUUGUCCCGACUGAUGCGGUUGACUGGAUGCAUAGAUAAGAGGAAGGUCCUCACAGCCAUGGUCUUGGACGUGGUCACACUUUCCUCCAACUCUCAGCACCCAGAAGAAGUUCAUGCCCUGACACCAUAGGUGGGUGACCCUGGCUUCUGAGAUGGCCAGAGAUGCCUCUUAGAAAUCCUGGAACCAGGAGCACAACGACUUUGAGUUUCAGCUAUUAAAGUACUUCUUCAUACUUGG